Centruroides sculpturatus (bark scorpion) is the source of this 1478-nucleotide messenger RNA. RefSeq lists its product as uncharacterized. NCBI's taxonomy places the organism in Eukaryota, Metazoa, Arthropoda, Arachnida, Scorpiones, Buthidae. Gene Ontology annotation, biological process: cobalamin transport. The record is from RefSeq and is a predicted model, not a curated record. Gene Ontology annotation, molecular function: cobalamin binding. The transcript is spliced from 10 exons. The coding region runs from base 196 to 1425 and encodes 409 amino acids.
AUGACUUCUUUUAUUACAGUGUUUAAUCAAAGCUUACUCGAUACAUAAAUAUUUUAAAUGAAAUUCAGAAAUUUUAAUGAAAAUAACAAAAAUUUAUAAAAAUUUAUUUCUAAACUUUUUAACUUUGUUGUUAUAAAAUAUUUAUUAUUCAAAUAGAAGAAGAACACGAAGGAGCUUAAAAUAAAAAUAUAUGCUAUGAAGAUCGGUUACAACGUGUUUGCUACCAAUAUCAUUCUAUUUGAUUUUAUAUGUUGCUUUGUUGCCUGUUUACAACAGAAUAUAUUAAAUGAAAGUAGAGAAAAAGCUAAAGAAUGGCUGAUGAAGCAACGUAAGUUUGAUUGGAGUUGGGGUGUUCACACUCAUAGAGCUAUUAUUGCCCUUUCACUUUCGAGUGAAAGUUUUAAUUCUAGCUUAUUACAGGAUGGCUUUAUAAUUAAGCAACUACAAAUACAACUUUCAAAAGAACUAAGGAAUGUAGAAUCUUUGCCACCGUAUCAAAUAGCAUUAUAUAUUCAAGCUUUGUUAGCAAUUUGUUUAGAUCCAAGAAAUUUUAAUGGAUAUAACUUAUUAGAAGAAUUAAACAAGAAAAUUCAACACAUGGAUACAGUUAAUACAUUUCUUCCAUUGGCUUUAUGUAACGCACGAUUUAAAAAUGAUUUACUUAAUUUGGAAUUUUAUAAAAAGAUCAUGACAAAAUCUCAACAUCCAAAAUGGGAAGAUGCUAAAGCGUGGUUAAUAAUGACAUUUAUAUGUUCCAUACAAAAUGUCAUCGAAGAUAUAGGUAAAAAUAUUACAGAUUUUCGUUUUCUCAUAUCUUACAUUGAUGAAAUCGGCAAAACUUUGAAUAGUAUUAAAGAAGGAAGCAUUCAAAAUAUACACUCUAUUGCCAUUGUUGCUCAAGUAUUAUUUUCAAUCGAAAAAAUUCGAAAUAUUUUAAAUAUAACUGAUGAAAUAAAUUGGGGUAAAGAAAAUACCAUUAAAUAUCUUUUACAUCAUCAACAACAAGAUGGUUCCUUUGGAAAUAUUAUAACGACUUAUUUAGUUCUUCCUGUUCUAUUUGAACGAAGUUUAUUAGAUUUAAGAUAUGUCAAGUGUAAUUCGGAUAAUUUUACCCAAAAAAUUGAUUUAGAAAAUGAAACAAAAGUACCUCCAAAGACUUCUUUUUAUGAAAUUAUGCGUCUAGCUUCAGAACUGAAUAAAAAUUUUAGGUUUAGAUAUUUUAAAUAUCCGGACGGAAUUUAUGUGUAUUCUUUAGCUGACAUUAUAAACGAACCGGAAUCAGAUGAAAGUUGGCAAUUAUAUUCACUAAAAGGCAACAAACUCGAACAUAUCGAUGAAAGUCCCGAUAAAAUAUUUCCAAAAGAUGGAGAUAAUUUUGUUUAUUGGUAUUCGACGUCCACCCACUUGCUUCGAAAUAAACAAUAAUAAAAAGUUUACUAUCGUUAUUUCAAUUGUAAAAAUGUAUUCUUUUUUGUUAA